GGUCAUGUUUCGUAUUCUGUGGCAAAGCACUAGCAUUGUACUGUCUUGUUGCAGUGAGUGACUGCGAACUCACAUACUCUUGCUUUCUGGAAAGAUCCAAAUUUAUCACCAGAAUGAUUUGAUCAAUCUGGUGACGCAUUUGGGUUGUUUUUAAGGGGUACACAAAGACGUUCAUUGAGGAUUGCAGAACCAGAGACUGUCGUGCCUGCGUGUCUGACUGUAUACUAGCGCUCACAUUGGGCAAGGGCCUUGCAGGGUUGGGUGUGAGUAUCAUGCCUGGAGCCCAGGAGCGGCUGUGUGAGCUGCGCGAGGAGGCGUACUGCAAAGUUCUGAAGUGUUUCGUGGCUUCACAGUCAUAUGACCUGAAAAAGGAGCUGAUGCUGGCACAGCUCCGGACAGAGCUGAAGAUCAGCGAUGAGAGGCAUGAAGAAUUGCGGCAGUGCAUCAGCAACGAGGAGGACAGACCCUGGCUCAAGGCCAGAGCGCCAUCGGUUGUUGGGAUCUCCUCAGACUCGGAGCCGCCGUCUCCGGCGAUGGGGCGAAGGGACCCCUAUGGCGCCCCCCAGGGUGGCUCACCCUUCGGGCAGGCAGGGCAGAAGAGGGCGUCCUACCCCGGAGCCUUCCCAAAGCCUGCAAAGAAGCGCUUGAAAAAGGGCAGCGCGGAGCCUGAUGGGCCUCAACAGGCAGCGCAUGCUCCCCAGGGAGGCGGUGCAGGCGGGCCUGUGAUGGGCAUGAACCCUCUGGUGGGGCACAAAGUGGACAGAUACUGGGCCGAUGACCACAAGUGGUGGAGCGGCAUCAUCACAGACUACAACGGCAUCAGCGGCGAGCACUGCAUCGUGUACGACGCGGGCACGAGUGCGGAGUCGUACGAGUGGCUGACGGUCAACAGCUGCCCGCCUGACGAGCUGCGCAUCCUAGAGGAGAAGGUCAACGUCCUGGAGAUCCCAAAGCCCCCCAGCGCCCAGGGAGAUCAGGGAGAUACCAGGGGGUAUCAGGCAGGCGACCCCAAGAGGGGAGGCGGCCACGGCGGCAGCCGCAAGUCCGGGAUGGGCGGCGGCGGCCGGGGUCUUCACAAAGCCGGCAGGCCAGUGUUUGGUGGAGGCCAGGAUUCUCUAGCCUACCCGCAGCAGACCUACCUAGCGCAGCAGGCGGCACGGCAAUUUGAGGCCAUGAGUGACGGGGAUGAUGACUACGACUGACAUCAUCGCCUUCACACUCCACCUUUCCAGCUUGCUUGAAACGGUUUUGGACACUGUGUUUUAUGGCUGGAGAAGUGCUGAAAGUAAGAUCAUGGAAAUGUUGCACCACGGUCAUCUUCCAUAAGUGCUGUGCUUGUUGAUGCGUACAUGUACAGCGCCUGAAAUGGCGAAUAGGUGAUGGAGUAUCUGUUGCAAAAUUGGGGCAAGAUUGGGUUCAUGCUGGUAUUGCAGGGUUUGGUAACAAUUGCAAAUAUCUGAUGCAAACUUUGCUGUUGUAUGUGCGACGGUAGAUCUACCGUUCCUAGAAACAGCACAGCAAGGAUGUAUGCAUGCAACGCUGCGCUGUGUCGGAGUUGCCAAUUUUAAUGAGCGCUCAUUUGCGUUAUGAUUAAAUGAACAUAUGAU
Coccomyxa subellipsoidea C-169 is the source of this 1607-nucleotide messenger RNA. RefSeq lists its product as hypothetical. The record is from RefSeq and is a predicted model, not a curated record. The transcript has 12 exons. Bases 273 to 1202 code for a protein of 309 amino acids. Gene Ontology annotation, biological process: defense response to fungus. NCBI's taxonomy places the organism in Eukaryota, Viridiplantae, Chlorophyta, Trebouxiophyceae, Coccomyxaceae.